This is a messenger RNA of Sphenostylis stenocarpa, 1296 nucleotides long. Lineage: Eukaryota; Viridiplantae; Streptophyta; Magnoliopsida; Fabales; Fabaceae. The record is from the annotation of a GenBank genome assembly.
AUGGCGACUUUUACUGCCAUAGCACUGGAUAGGUUGAUAGAACCGGGAGCUUCAAAUCCAGUUGAUAAAUCUACUCCAACUUCAAUUGCUAUCCCGAACUCACACAAGCUAGGGAGAAGUACUAAAGCUCCUGCCAAGAAAAAUAAGGCACCUCGUCCUCCAUUGAAGCCUACACUUUAUACCACUCCUGUGGUGGCACCCAUUCCAGAUACGCCUUCUUCGUUCCCUCCUUCACCAUACAUCAUCAACCACAAACGUCGUGGCCCACGCCCCCUCAUCAAGAGUUGCUCUGAUGUUGACAGUCAUGAUGAUGAAAAUGUUAAUGAUAAGAGUUUUGAUGCUGUUGUUGCAAGUUCCGCUGGUGACCUCCAUGUGAAUUUUACAAACCCUGAACUUGUUAAAGAGGACAAGGUGAAUGGUGUCUAUGACAGCAAACUGGAUAGCAACAAUGGUGCUGACCUCGCAAUUGGUCAUAGAGAAACAGGAAGUAGUAGUUUAACUAAUGAUUUACUUGAGGAAAAGCCACCUGCAUUGAAUUUGGCCAGAGUUAGAGAGGUUGAAGACUUCUUUGAUCCAGCAGACUCAACGAGUUUCACAAGCAACACAGAUGGGGAAGAAAAUGCAACAUAUCUGUCUAUGAACUUUAGCAGUCCUAGUGGGGAGUAUUAUGAUGCGUGGGAAGAAUUUUAUUCCGACGGCAUGAGUCAAAAUUCUACGCGCGAUAUUGAAGCUGAAUUGCGUGAAAUGAGAUUAAGUCUGUUGGUGGAGAUUGAGAAGCGGAAGCAAGCUGAAAUAUCCCUAAACACCAUGAGAAGCCAAUGGGAAAGUAUUAGGCAAGGGUUAUAUCAAGCAGGAACUAUUUUGCCUGCAGACCUUCCUUCUAUGGCCGAGGAUGAACAGCUUAUUUCUGAUGGUGUGGAUGAUCUAUGUCAACAAGUUUAUAUUGCUAGGAUUAUAUCAUGUAACAUUGGACAAGAAAUUGCCAGGGCGGAGGUAGAGGCAGAGAUGGAGGCUCAACUUCAAGCAAAGAACUUUGAUAUUGCUCGACUUUCAGAACGUCUCCAUUGUUAUGAGACCAUGAAUAGGGAGAUGUCUCAGAGGAACCAAGAAGCAGUAGAGAUGGCACGGCGUGAGAGGCAAAGGAGGAGCAACAGGCAGAGAUGGAUUUGGGGCUCCAUCACAACUGUGAUUGCUCUUAGUACUGCUGCAAUAGCAUGGUCUUAUCUCCCUACUGGAAUAGGAUCAUCCUCUGCUGAGCAUGAUCUAGUUCUUGAUCAUGAAGAUGUAGCCAAGUAA